Molecule: messenger RNA, 892 nt
Organism: Astyanax mexicanus (Mexican tetra)
Lineage: Eukaryota; Metazoa; Chordata; Actinopteri; Characiformes; Acestrorhamphidae
Product: lens epithelial protein
Exons: 2
Coding region: 199-390 (63 amino acids)
Biological process (GO): multicellular organism development
Source: RefSeq, a predicted model, not a curated record
AGAGACUGGACGUAUUCCCUCAACAGAUCAACAGAUCCGGAGGAAAAGCGUCGGAAACGAACGAACGAACAUUCCCAGACUAAACGAGUCCCUCUACCUUUCAGAGGCACGCUGGAGACCGCCAGGACGCAGGAGCAAACGGGUACCCGCCGUUCCCUCACCCAAUUCCUCUUACCUUUCUUCUUCCGCUCCUUCCAGAUGCACCCGCAGCGCCCCCUGCCCCAGGCCAUGCCCUCCUCCCUGGGGCAGAAUCUGAGGGACGCCGCUCUUGGGUUCGGCCGGAGCAAGAACGUCCUCGGAGGGAACAUUGCCUACGGGUUCAUCCAGUCUCUCAAAGAGUGCCUCUACUUCCUGCUCUGCUGCUGGUGCAUCAAGGAGAUUCUGGACUGAGGGACAAGAAAAAGCAAAUAAAAGCCUGGAAAGGACUAGAAAAGACCCUGAGAAAGGUUUUUACUUAUAACAUUUAGUUAGAAAUGUCCUCAAACCUUUCCAGUCAUCAUCCGUUGCUUCAACUCCUUUUGGCGCCCUGGAAAAAAGACUGGUAAAGACUGGAAAAGAAGGGAUCUCUCCAACUUCAUUCGUUCUUUGCUUCUUCACAUUUUGCUUUUGGAGCUGGACUGAAGAUGCACUGAAGAUUCUAGCAGAUGCAGUGGGCGUGGUGUGUUGAAGUGGUAGAAGAGCACAUUUCAUGUCUGUGACUCAGAAGCUUCCCGAAGUCGGAUCUAAGCAGAGCAGAGACCCUGAGGUCAGGAGGCCGGACGACCUGCAGUGAACUCCAGCUUCAGUUUAGAGCUUCAUCACAAUCCUGCCUGAUCUGGAGUGAUGACUGACGCAUGCUGACAAUGCUGACUGCUUUCUAAUAAACUCAAAUAAACCUUUUAAACAGAAAAGU